This is a messenger RNA of Trichoderma harzianum CBS 226.95, 1038 nucleotides long. RefSeq lists its product as hypothetical. The record is from RefSeq and is a predicted model, not a curated record. The transcript has 3 exons. The coding region runs from base 1 to 1038 and encodes 345 amino acids. Lineage: Eukaryota; Fungi; Ascomycota; Sordariomycetes; Hypocreales; Hypocreaceae.
AUGGGCUCCGAAGGAAGAAAGCUCAUUUGCGUCGUCGGUGCCACUGGCAACCAGGGAGGAUCCGUGGCUCGGCGGUUUCUUGCCGCCGGGUUCCGAGUCCGUGGUCUCACUCGCAAUUCUUCCUCUCCCGCAGCCAUAGAGCUUGCAUCACAAGGCGCAGAGCUGUUCGAGGCGAAUCUCGACGACCCAAAUAGCCUCGAUCAGGCAUUUGCCGGUGCGAAUGUCAUUUUCAGCGUCACCGACUACUGGGAGCCCUUCUUCCAUCCGGAGUGCCGUAAGGCUGCCGAGGCACAAGGAAUUUCGUACCGUCGAUUUGCGUACGACACAGAGUAUCGCCAUGGCAAGAACAUAGCCGACGCCGCAGCAAAGAUUGCGGAUUCGCUGGAUGCAAAUGGCUUCCUCGUUUCAACCUUGAGCCAUGCGGGCAAAUGCAGCGGCGGCAAGUUCAAGGAGCUGUAUCACUUCGACUCCAAGGCCGACGUCUUCCCAACAUACGUCGAAGAGCACUAUCCCGAGCUUGCGGCCAAGAUGUCGUGCAUUCAGACGGGCUUUUUCUACACAAGUUUCAAUAUACUGCCCAAUUCUUAUUUUGGAAGACUUCCUGAUGGACGAGUCGAGAUGGCCUUUGCUACGGUUCCUACAAAGACCAUCCCCCAUUUCGCUCCCGUCGACGAUAUGGGUCCUUUCACCUAUGCCGUCUGGCAAAUGCCCCCUGGAAAGCAUUACAUGGCCGCGGGAACAAACUGCACCUGGCCCGAGUUUAUCGAGACUUGGAGCAAAGUCUCUGGCGUCCCAGCCACCUACAGACAAAUUUCUCCCGAGGAGAUGAUCAAGGCAACUGGCGAGCCGCAGCUUGGAGGCGAGAUUACCGACAUGUUCUUGUACAGCUCACAACCAGGCUAUGACGGUGGCAUGGAUGUAUUGCAGGCAGAGGAUAUCAGAAAGGCUGGCAUUGACUGUCCCAUGACAACGUGGGAGGAGUGGGCAAAGAGACAGGACUGGGUGGCUAUUCUCGCUCGUUUGCAUGGCACUGCUUAA